AUGAGAGUGUCGCCCAGGAGGAAUAAUUCACGAGACAUGGUGGCCGUCGUGAGUCCGGAAGAUCCUCCGGUUGGUCGAAUCCCCACGGAUGGGGACCGGGACAGUCACAAACGAAUGGAUGAUACGACCACAGCCAUUCACCGAGUGCAUGAAAGCAAUAGGCAACUCAAGCCGGACAAGGCCGACCCCUUCGGCAUGCAGGCACGUUUAGCGAUCGCCCGGCAUCCAGUCUGUCCACUGCGCAGUCUAGCAGGAAAAAAGGAAAAAGAUAAUUUUCAACUGGAGGAAGGAACACAGACCAAGGUGGAGGAGGACAUGACGAAAGCCUGUGACUACAUCAGGGAGUUAAUGACGCUGUUGGGGGGCAAGGAUGAAAAGUCUGAGACUGAGCGGAAGAAAAAGCUCGGGGAGCAGCUCAAGGAGCAGCUCAAGGAGUUUACAGCACACAUGGAUAAGCCCGAGGAAGUGGUCGGUGAGCUGUUGGAGGAUAAAUGUAUUGAUAAAACGGCUCAGCUGACGAUCUUGGCCAAGAUCUACAGUAAACUCUCAGGCAUAGACCUUGCCGCGGUGAGGCGCUGUGCAGCCUACACCCGGCUGGUUGCCUUUGAGGACCAAAACAAACUGCAGACGGACCGGAAGAUAAAGGCGAAGUACGUCCUCUAUCCCAUGUUCUUGUUCUUCUGUUGCUUCGCUCUGCAAAGCUUCCUGCUCCAUGUGACAACAGCCCUCUACGUGCGGUACAUGGACCGUAUCAAGGAUGAGCUGGAAACUUUGAAGUUAGCGUCGUCCAACCAGCCCGUCGGGCUCUCCAAGGUUGAAGGUGGUGAAAUGUUCGAUCUCGUGUCGCACCUAUUUGUUGCGACGGAGACUGGAGAAAACGAGGCGGUCCGGGAUGGCAACGUGAAGAUCCCGAUGUUUAUUUUGGACCUUUCCGGCAUCAUUCCGGCCGGCCUUUGUGUGCUGACAUUUGGAGCUUCAGCUUAUCUCGACCGAUUCCACAUUGGGCUGUGGUACAAGACCUUCCUUGUUGCCUGCUGCAUGGCAAUCAUGAAAGGAAUCUUGGAUCUUGUGACGGUCCUUCCCGAUUCCAUUGGCUGGAACCAGUGUCAAGCUCGGCUUGGCGAUGCUGCCCUGCAGCAAUUGCGGGACCGUCGCUGGUUUAGCAACUUCUGGGCAACCUUGUGGCAGGCAAUUAUCGACGAAAUCAUUGGUGUGGAGGGCAAACGUAUGCGAUAUUGUGCAGACAUGAUGGUUUCUGGGCACACAUACUUUGCGGCCUUGUUCUCGCUUGCGGCCUACAAGCUGACGGGCGCGGUGGACUUUCCUCUUUGGGCGCAGCGCUUGGUCGCCCUCGUUUGCGUGCUUUGCCUUAUCCUGGAAAUGGUCCUGGUGGCCGCGGCGCGCUUCCACUACACUGUAGACAUGCUUGUGUCUGUCAUCUUGGUUUGCCUUCUAUGGGACAGCCUGCGCAUGGAGCAGUGGUCCUCGGACCUCUCAGAAGGAUACAAUUGGAGAGACGAGGAUUGGUGCCGGGUCGGACCUUGGUGGAAGCUCUUCAGGCUUGAGACUAUCAGGGCCAAGCCAAGCGAUGCUGCCGAGGAUGACCGCGCGCCCGAAGAGCCCAAAGUCUUGCCGUCACAAGCCACUUUCUUGAUCAACCUGAGGAUGCUAUCUGGCAAAGCUCCCUGGUCCUUGGACGACGUUGUUUCAUCCGGUGCCCAAGAGACGUUCACCAACGACCCAACAAGUCCCACAAGCCAGCGGGCAACACUGGACUCAUGGCGUUGCGACGAAGGGAUACCAUUGAUUGGAAGCUGCACGUUCAACAAGUAG
Molecule: messenger RNA, 1833 nt
Organism: Symbiodinium sp. CCMP2456
Lineage: Eukaryota; Dinophyceae; Suessiales; Symbiodiniaceae
Source: the annotation of a GenBank genome assembly